Folsomia candida is the source of this 1453-nucleotide messenger RNA. RefSeq lists its product as uncharacterized. The record is from RefSeq and is a predicted model, not a curated record. NCBI's taxonomy places the organism in Eukaryota, Metazoa, Arthropoda, Collembola, Entomobryomorpha, Isotomidae. The coding region runs from base 172 to 1332 and encodes 386 amino acids. The transcript is spliced from 2 exons.
GUAUAUUUCAAGUUUCAUUCUCAGACACAAGUCACAUUCGUCAGUAAUUCACAUUCUUCCCAACAUCAGUGCAUAAUUAAGUAGAAGAGACAGAUUUUUCUGGAAAUUGCUUAUAAUUUACACAAGUAAAAGGUUACUCGUUUGCUGGAUUAAUCAAUUAAUUGGACAGCCAUGAGGGUCCUGCUUAUUCCAGUAUUAAUUACAAUCACGAAUCAGAUGAGACUGACGUCCCCAUCUCCUCUAGCAAGUAAUUCAUCAAAUAUUGACUACUACACCGUCGGCAUCCCCGAGGAUACCCACACUUUAGAAGAAUUAUACCAAGCCGCCCUCCUCGAAGGAGGUAAUCUCAUCAUUUACGCCGGUGGAGACUCUCCCAGUCAACAAACCGCUACAAAAACUGCGUUCGAAGCCAAAUUUCCCGGCCUAUCUGCUCAAAUCAUUGUAGACCUCAGUAAAAUCCACGAUGCCCGGGUGGAUAAUCAAAUCGCUACGGGAACCCUUAUUCUUGACAUCGUCCAACUCCAAACCACCCAUGACUUCGACCGCUGGAAGGCAGAUGGCGUCCUCCUCCAAUACAAACCUGUCGGAUGGUCGCAAGUUUUUCCAGAAUUCAGGGACACUGACGCCUACUUUGUUGGCCUCUACGUCCGCGUCUUUUCCAACAACAUAAACCGCGAUUUGCUCGGAGAUGACGAAUCCGGAUGGCCAACCGAAGCAAACGAUUAUCUAAAUCCGGAACUAAAGGGAAAAAUCGUGUCCACUUAUCCUAACGAUGACGACGCUAUUUUGUUCAUGUACAAACUAAUAAUUGACAAGUAUGGGUGGGACUGGUUAGCCAAAUUUGUCGCAAAUGAGCCCGUGUUCGUCCGAAGUACGCAAAAUCCAUUUAAUUUCGUGUUAAAUGGAACAUAUCCCGCAACCUUUACGACUGGAGGGCCCCUCAAACCGCAGGUGACGCGUCCCAUGCAGUUUAUCCUGCCCAAAGAGGAUCCCUUCGUGUGCUGGGCGCAAAGGGCGGCAAUUCUUAAAGAAGCAGCGCAUCCGGCCGCGGCCAAGCUGUAUUUGAGCUGGUGGUUGAGUAUCGAGCGACAGAAUCAGUAUGUUCAGUGGAAUGUGCGAAAAGAUGUCCCAAUUCCGGAAGGAUAUCGAAGCAUUUUCGACUAUCCGGGACAAACGGAUCCCACCGCGUUCCAGAAAUUUAUGGCGGACAGGAAUGCACUGGAAGUGUUCAAAGGACAGUUCCAGUUAUAUGUGGGUGAAGUGAAGGGAGACAUUCCCACAGGAGAUUUAGGGCUGCAUCCAACGGAAAUGUUACCCUCUGCAUUUCCAUAAGUUUAAAAGUAUGUAGUUUCAUAUUUGUAAUAAUUUUUACUUCUCAUGAGCUUUUGUUUUUAUAAGUUUGUAUAUAAUACAACUGAAUUGAUGCUGACAUUUUCUGUUGAGAAAUAAAAUU